AUGGUCUUCACAUCGCCAGCAUGGGUCCCUAAGUUGCCCAUCGACCCUCCAGACUCGAUCACCAUUGGCGAGUUCAUGAACAAUGAGCAAUACGGUCGCUAUCCUCUUGCGAAGGCCAGAAACCCGUACACUUGCGGUCUCUCUGGCAGGUCGUACACUGCAUCCGAGGUGAAGCAACGAACCGACUUCCUGGCGAGGGCGAUCUCGAAGAAGCUCGACUUUGCGCCAAACGAAGGCACGGAGUGGGAUAAGGUCGUUGGCCUUUACUCGCUCAACACUAUCGAUUAUAUCCCCUUCACACACGCCGUCCACCGCCUGUCAGGCAUCGUCACCCCAGCCAGUGCCGCGUACUCAGCUCCCGAACUUGAGCACCAGCUUCGAUCGUCAGGCGCCAAGGCUCUGUUUACCUGCAUUCCGUUGCUCGCCAAUGCGCUCAAGGCAGCCAAGGCAGUCAACAUCCCCAAUGACCGUAUUUUCUUGCUGCCAGUGCCUGGGGCGAACCAGAAAACACCCUACAUCACCGUGGAGGACCUCAUUCAAGAGGGCAAGUCGCUACCAGAACUGGAGCCUCUCAACUGGGUCAAGGGCCAGGGCGCUCGGCAGGUUGCCUAUCUUUGCUACUCCAGUGGUACUUCAGGCUUGCCGAAAGCCGUCAUGAUCUCACACCGAAAUGUCAUCUCCAACGUUAUUCAGUUCAGAACAUACGAGUCCGUUGCCAGGAAAGAGCUUGGUAUCGAUACCCAAGUCGGCCUCGGACUUCUGCCCUUCAGCCACAUUUACGGUUUGGUAGUCGUAGCACACUGCGGCACCUACCGAGGCGACGGCAUCAUCGUACUCCCCAAGUUUGAGCUGAAGCAGUUCCUCGACGCCGUCCAACGCUUCAAGAUCAACUGCCUACCUGUGGUGCCUCCGAUCAUCAUCCAGGUCAUUCGCAACCAAGAGCUUUGCAAGAAAUACGACCUCACUAGUGUGCGAUUCGUUUACACCGGCGCAGCACCUCUUGGUGCCGAAACCGUUGAGGACCUCAAGAAACAAUACCCGAAGUGGCACGUUGGCCAAGGUUACGGCAUGACGGAGACAUGCACGGUCGUCUGCACCACUUCCGAAAUCGACAUUGACGUCGGCUCCUCCGGUUCUCUCGUUCCCGGCGCCCGCGGAAAGAUUGUCGACCCCACAACCGGCGCCGAGAUCACGGAGUACAACAAGCCCGGCGAGCUCCUCGUGCAGAGUCCUUCCGUCGUUUUGGGAUAUUUGCACAAUGAGCGCGCCAACGCCGAGACGUUCGUAUGGCACGACGAUGGUCGCUGGAUUCGUACCGGCGACGAGGUCCUCGUUCGCAAGUCAGCGCAGGGCAACGAGCAUCUCGUUAUUGUCGACCGUAUCAAGGAACUUAUCAAGGUCAAGGGCCACCAGGUCGCCCCGGCUGAACUCGAGGCGCAUCUUCUCACCCACCCGGCCGUGUCGGACUGCGCCGUCAUUCAAGUGCCUGAUGAACGUGCCGGCGAAGUACCCAAAGCCUACGUCGUCCGCGCCGCCCCUUACGCAAAGAAGCCCGAGGGCGAAGUUGCCGCCGAUAUUUGCAAGUAUGUUGAGGAGCAUAAGGCGCGGCACAAGUGGCUGAAGGGCGGUGUUGAGUUUAUCGAUAUCAUUCCCAAGAGCCCCAGCGGCAAGAUUCUGCGCAGACUUCUCCGCGACCGCGAAAGGGAUGCUAGAAAGGCCCAGGGCCCCAAACUUUGA
Messenger RNA from Colletotrichum karsti, 1737 nucleotides. RefSeq names its product 4-coumarate- ligase. Gene Ontology annotation, molecular function: CoA-ligase activity. Bases 1 to 1737 code for a protein of 578 amino acids. The transcript has 6 exons. NCBI's taxonomy places the organism in Eukaryota, Fungi, Ascomycota, Sordariomycetes, Glomerellales, Glomerellaceae. The record is from RefSeq and is a predicted model, not a curated record.